UAUAUAUACAUUCUUUUAUAUUCUCUUAUAUAAAACUCCUCAAUUUCUUGUUCAAAAUACUUAAAUAAUGUCGUCUUUGGGUUCCAUGCCGUUUGUGAUCGACCACAAUGCAAUGGAUAGAAGUGAUAUUCGGAUUCCUUCGUUUGCUCAUUAUCGAGCAAAAAAAUCACUUACCCAAUUGGCAUUUGUUUGUUGUAAUGGUAAUGUUAAAGUACCGAGGAUUAAAGCGACCGGAGAAAAGAGUUUUGGCUUCAAUGGUCGUCUAGAUAGAAACGAUGAUGCACUUGAUCAAGUUACAAUUGAUAAAAGUACUAAAGAUUUUGCCAUGCAUACAAACAUACAGACUGUUGAAAGAAGGGAAUCAAUUACAUCAACAAAAAACACCUCAAUCAGCUCAGAGAAAGAGGCCAUUCCUUCUGAAAAAAGUGAGCCCACCUUCUCCGGUGCAGCUUCUAGUAGCAGCAUUGAUGUAACUGAAGACGAGUUACAAGACACCCCAAUGCACCGUGAUAAUAGUAUAGAAGACUCCUUAAUUAACGAGCUUCAGUCAGCUGUAUCCAACGGCUCAUAUGAGACCUCCAAAGAUGCAAGUGGAUCAACAUUAGAUGAAAUAGAUGUUCCUGAGAGCAAUGAUGGAGAAACCCCUCCUUUAGCCGGCCCAAAUGUAAUGAAUGUUAUAUUGGUUGCAGCAGAAUGUGCUCCCUGGUCGAAAACAGGUGGUCUUGGAGACGUUGCUGGUGCUUUACCAAAGGCUUUAGCUGCACGCGGGCACAGAGUAAUGGUAGUGGUACCUCUAUAUGGUAAUUAUGCUGAACCUCAAGAUACAGGAAUUAGGAGACGGUAUAGAGUUGGCGGAGAGUCUCUGCAUUUUCAGGAUGUGGAAGUGGAGUACUUUCAAACAUAUAUUGACGGUGUAGAUUUCGUUUUUAUCAAAUGUCACAUGUUUAACAACUUGGGAAGUAAUAUAUAUGGAGGAAACCGUGAGGAAAUUCUACGACGAAUGGUCUUAUUCUGUAAAGCAGCCGUUGAGGUUCCAUGGUAUGUGCCGUGUGGAGGGGUCUGCUAUGGAGAUGGAAAUUUGGUUUUCAUUGCAAAUGAUUGGCAUACUGCAUUGUUGCCAGUUUAUCUAAAAGCAUAUUAUCGAGACAACGGAUUAAUGCAAUACACAAGAUCUGUUCUUGUGAUUCAUAACAUAGCUCAUCAGGGUCGUGGUCCAGUUGGUGAUUUUGGUCAUGUGGAUCUACCACCACACUACUUAGAUCUUUUCAGGUUAUAUGACCCCGUAGGGGGUGAGCACUUUAACAUCUUUGCUGCAGGUCUCAAGACCGCAGAUCGUGUAGUUACUGUGAGCCAUGGAUACGCGUGGGAACUAAAGACAAUGGAGGGCGGUUGGGGUUUACACAACAUAAUCAAUGAAAAUGACUGGAAACUUAGAGGUAUAGUCAAUGGAAUCGACACGAAAGACUGGAACCCUGAAGUGGAUGUUCACUUGACAUCAGAUGGUUACACUAAUUACUCUUUAGGGACUCUCGAUACGGGCAAGCCACAGUGCAAAGCCGCACUCCAGAAAGAGCUUGGCUUACCAGUUCGUGAUGAUGUUCCACUAAUCGGGUUCAUUGGAAGACUGGAUGUUCAGAAAGGUGUUGACUUGAUAGGCGAGUGUGUUCCAUGGAUAGUUGACCAAGAUGUACAACUAGUCAUGUUAGGUACAGGCAGACCGGACCUAGAACAUAUGCUUAGGGAAAUGGAGAGCCGAUACCCUGAAAAGAUCCGAGGAUGGGUAGGGUUUUCAGUCAAAACAGCUCACCGGAUAACUGCUGGUGCAGACAUAUUGCUAAUGCCAUCAAGAUUCGAACCAUGUGGUCUUAAUCAACUCUAUGCAAUGAGUUAUGGAACCAUACCAGUUGUACAUGCUGUGGGUGGUUUGAGAGAUACGGUGCAGCCAUUUGACCCUUUCAAUGAGUCAGGGGUGGGUUGGACAUUCAACAGAGCUGAGGCUGGCCAGCUAAUCCAUGCACUUGGCAAUUGUUUGUUGACUUACAGAGAAUACAAGCAGAGCUGGGUGGGGAUUCAGCAACGUGGAAUGAUGCAAGACCUCAGUUGGAAUAACGCUGCUCAACAUUAUGAGGACGUUUUUGUUGCUGCAAAGUAUCAAUGGUAAGCUCAGUUCUAACAUGAUAUUGGCAAUUUAAGCCAUAUGUCUCAAUAUCCAAGUUUAACUGUAACAGUUUCUCCAUGAGAACAAUUAUAGUAGUCAGACUCAUAGUAGUAGAUAUAGGAAAAAGCAGGUCGGUGCACAUACGCACCUAAUGAUAUAUUGUUCUCAUAAGGAAACUUGUGGUUGAGAACUUUAUUUUCUAUAUAUAGAUCACAUAAUAUACCAUUAAAGUCUA
Molecule: messenger RNA, 2393 nt
Organism: Erigeron canadensis
Lineage: Eukaryota; Viridiplantae; Streptophyta; Magnoliopsida; Asterales; Asteraceae
Product: granule-bound starch synthase 2, chloroplastic/amyloplastic-like
Exons: 8
Coding region: 68-2161 (697 amino acids)
Molecular function (GO): alpha-1,4-glucan glucosyltransferase (UDP-glucose donor) activity
Source: RefSeq, a predicted model, not a curated record